AUGCGCUUCACUUCGAUUAUCCCGGCUUUGGCACUGACUCUCGGCGCGGCCGCAGACCAGGAGUGGCAUUUUGGUGAUGUCGUAUAUAUGGGACCAACCAGCGGUUCAAACUACAUCAAGAAGGUCACCUACUCUGUCACCGCGCCUCCCGUGCCCACAGACUUCUCCCAAAGCGACUGCUGGGCCAGCAUCUGGAUUGGUAUUUCAGCCUCGCAGAGCGACAACAGCGUCCCGCUCAUGCAGCCCAUCUUCAACUGGGCUCCAGAUAAUGCGGCUCAAGGGUGUCCGGCUGCGAAUAACGCGUGGUGCGUAGCAGCGUCGACCUUGUUGCCAGACGGCCAAACGGACGAGCCGUAUGUUGCGGUUGCCAACAAUCAGCAAGUGGAUUUCGAAAUCAACACUGUCUCGUCUGGAACUGUGUCGCAGAACGUGUCCAUCGACGGCAACGUCAUCUCUUCCAUCACAAACAAGAACAUCGGCAAAAACCCCACCUACUUCAUCGCCGCAGACGAGUGCUUCACUGGCAAGUGCGGAACUCUUGCUUCAUACACCUGGGAGAACGUCGUUAUCACCCUCGCCACGGCAGACAAGAAUUUUGGUGCCACCCUGAGCAUGGAUGGGGCGUCGUCGAAGGGAUUCACAACGUCAGACAACGGACUUACCUGGAAGGGUGCCAUCACCUUCAACAAGGACGUGUUCGCUUGA
Didymosphaeria variabile is the source of this 705-nucleotide messenger RNA. RefSeq lists its product as uncharacterized. The coding region runs from base 1 to 705 and encodes 234 amino acids. NCBI's taxonomy places the organism in Eukaryota, Fungi, Ascomycota, Dothideomycetes, Pleosporales, Didymosphaeriaceae. The transcript is spliced from 2 exons. The record is from RefSeq and is a predicted model, not a curated record.